Messenger RNA from Exophiala aquamarina CBS 119918, 543 nucleotides. RefSeq lists its product as uncharacterized. Gene Ontology annotation, biological process: endosome organization. The transcript has 2 exons. Gene Ontology annotation, cellular component: BLOC-1 complex. NCBI's taxonomy places the organism in Eukaryota, Fungi, Ascomycota, Eurotiomycetes, Chaetothyriales, Herpotrichiellaceae. Bases 1 to 543 code for a protein of 180 amino acids. The record is from RefSeq and is a predicted model, not a curated record.
AUGUCCGCGCCUCAGUCCGUCGCAGACUCUGUUUUGGGUUUGACUCAAGCCGAGUUGAUUUUAUUUCGCCAACAGCAGCAAAUUGCGGCCCAGCGCAGUCAUGCAAGCGGCACGGUCCAGGAUCGUGGCCGUGGCACGAGCAGACAGUCCCAACCAAGUUCGAGAGCCGCCAGCGCCGCCAGCAGCCAAGGUGUCACGGGUCGCAUUAUGCUAGACCCCCACAGCCUGCAAAACCUGUAUAUUCAUCUUGACAAUAUCAUGCGCCAAAUCCAGUCGCGGAUAGUUGCUCUCGAAAAUGCCACGCAACAGUCAGUACACUCAUCGAGCAACCGCGCGGCCAGUACCGUUCAGGAUGCAGAUGCCCAGAUCCGGAGAAUGAGAAACAUUUUGGCGGAAAUUGAUCGUCUCGAAGACGAGUUCGAAAAGAUGAGGAACAUUCGAGAUAAAAUAAAACAGCUCAGAAACAAAGUCGACAGCAUGAGCGAAAGAUUAGACCGAAGUCACUCAAGUGGCCACGGUUCGGGCACACGCCCACGACGUUGA